Capsicum annuum is the source of this 538-nucleotide messenger RNA. RefSeq names its product F-box protein CPR1-like. The record is from RefSeq and is a predicted model, not a curated record. NCBI's taxonomy places the organism in Eukaryota, Viridiplantae, Streptophyta, Magnoliopsida, Solanales, Solanaceae.
UGUUAUAGCCAAACCGCGAUAUAGGUUUCCAGAUGGUGAGCUGCUACUAUUUUCACCGGGGGAAUUCCCACAUCAAUGUGGGUUACUUAGCUGUUUUACAUUCCAGACAUCCAAAGGAAAAUUUGGAUUUUGGCCUGAACGCGGAGGACCCUUUGAGAAAGGAAUCAUUUAUAGAGAAAGCUUGAUUUCUCCAAAAUUAGUUAUCUAAUGUUUGCUUUGAGUUUGAGUUUCUAUUAGAAACGUUUCUAAAGUUUAUGAAUUACCCUCUUCGGACCUCACUUUCAGGAUAACUAUGGGUGGGUAUGUUGUUCUAUACAAGCACUUUUGGGUAUCUAAUUCUUUUAAUGUUUAUAUUUCGGACAUAAUGUAUGGACCUCUUGUUCUAACAAUUAUAUUUAUGAAUUAUGGCCUCGUCGUGUGAAUCCUUUGAGAAAGGGAUGGUUUAUAGAGAGUUUGAUUUGGUCAUAUUUACUUAACAUUUGCUUGUGUAUGCUAGGAACUUUUGCCCCGGCUAUAAAGUGCAGACCUCUUGUUCUUA